AUGAUUAGAACACCGGUGAAAAGAGACGGCAGGCAAGGUAAUGAGACAGAAGAGAGAAUUGGCGGCAAUGAGGAAGGGGAAACGAUAGAGUGCGACAUGAAGACAGAGAAAGAAGGUGCAGGGGCGGAUGAAGUUUUGGGCGAAGCUGAAUCUCUUGUGAAUCUGAAUUUAGUGAGAAGCGAUUCAUUGCAAUCGCUACCGGAUUUGUCAUCUUUCGUAGAUAGAAAGAAAGUGGGAAGGCGCUCAAGGAAAGAGUUGGAGUUGAAGGAAAGACGAGUGAAUGAUAAAUGGUGGGCGGCAAUGUUGCAAAACAAAGUAAGGGAGAGGAAAAGUUUAGUGAAGGAGGAUAGGGAGGGGGACGAAGAAAAGGAGGAAGAGGAAGGAGUGAAGAAAAAGGAAUCCGAGAAAGUGGGGGGAGAGUUGGAAGAGUUUAUGAGAGUAAUGAUGAAAAUAGGAGAGGAAACAAAUGUAAGGAUGGAGAGAUUAAGUAAGGAGUUGAAAGAAAACAAUGAUCAGGGAAGGUUAAGGGAUGGAAAGAUGGAGGAAAUUAGGGGUGAGAUUGGAGGGAUUAGAAACAUGUGGGAAGAAUGGGAAAGAGUAUGGAAAAGAGAGAAAGGAGAGAUGCUGGAAAAAUUGGAAGUGUUGGAGUUGGAUCAAGAGAAAAUGGUAAAAGAAGGAAAAGAGGAGAGGAGAAAGCUGGAGAUAAGGGUGGAGAGGUUGGAGGAACGAGAGAUGAGUGAUGCUGGGGGGAAUGGGUGCAAGAGGAAGAGCGGAGAAGGGUUGGAAGAGAAAGUGAAAGAACUAACGAGGAAGGUGGAUCAGAUGGAGAGGGAAAAAAGAAAGAGUGGUAUCGUCAUAAGAGGAAUGAGGGUGAAAAAAGAUGAGGGAAGAAAGGAGAUUGAGAAACUUUUAAAGGAUAUAGGGGUAAAGGUGAAUAUCAGGAGCAUAAAGGGAAUAGACGGGGAGGAAAAAGAGACACCUAAGAUAUGGAUAGUGCAGCUAGGAUGUGAGGAAGAAAGAAGAGAGGUGAUGGCGAAUAAAUAUAAGUUGAAGGGAAGAAAAGAGAGGAUAGAGGAGGAUAAAUCAUGGGGAGAGAGAAGGAAUGAAUGGCUAUUAAGAGAAAGAGCAUGGGAAGAGAUGAGGAAGGGCAGGAAGGAGCAGAUAGGUAGAGACUGUAUAUGGGUGGAGGGGAGCAGAUGGACGGUGGAGGAUAUAACAGCAGGAGUUGAAAGAAAAAGAGGAGGGGGGUUUGGGGAAAGCGCGGAGAAUACAAAGGAGGGGGAGAAAGAGGAGGUAGUGGAAUAA
This is a messenger RNA of Leptopilina boulardi, 1305 nucleotides long. RefSeq names its product golgin subfamily A member 6-like protein 22. The record is from RefSeq and is a predicted model, not a curated record. The transcript has a single exon. Lineage: Eukaryota; Metazoa; Arthropoda; Insecta; Hymenoptera; Figitidae. Bases 1 to 1305 code for a protein of 434 amino acids.